Phytophthora infestans T30-4 is the source of this 6636-nucleotide messenger RNA. RefSeq lists its product as uncharacterized. Bases 1 to 6636 code for a protein of 2211 amino acids. Lineage: Eukaryota; Oomycota; Peronosporomycetes; Peronosporales; Peronosporaceae. The record is from RefSeq and is a predicted model, not a curated record. The transcript has 10 exons.
AUGCUCGGACCAUUAGUAGACCACGCCAAAGACGCCGCUCGACAGUUUAAGAGCACUGCACUCGUGGAGGGUAAGAAGGCGCUCGAGACGGCCAAGAAAUACGCAGAGCUGCCUCCUCUUCGAGAUCGUCGACUGCUGCGUCAACAUGUCGCUCACGUGCUCGAAAUGGACGCAGAGACGCAAAAGUACUCUUCAAUCCGACAACGAGUUGUAGAGCAGUUUAACGAUGCCAAACAGACAGAAGAAGAGCUUCGUUUUGGACUAAAGAAGCGGAAUAAACGACAAGCUCCUCUUCUUAAUCGCUUCCAAGAGCUAAAAACCGAGGCAGAUAGAGUGCAACAAGUGCAGCGUAUGGAGGAGAUCGAGCAACGUAGAAAAGAACGCAGUGGCGAUGCGAUGCGAGCGUUAGGGCGGCGACAGACGACGUCUUCUAUUGGAGUCUUUGACACAGCGUUUGAGCCGGGAGAAUAUUACUCUGCGACCGAAGGAGGACAUCGGACGGGACUCGACGAAUACACAGUUGGCAUAUCCACCACACGGGGGGUUAGUAUCGAGAACGAGCAGAGGCGACUGCAACUGAUGGAGAUGCAGUCGAAAGUUACAAUGUUACGUAAGAAAUUAGAGCAAGUGGAGCAGGCGAAGAGCAAUCUGGGACUCGAUAUGAGAACUAUUCUGGAAAGAAAAGACCAUUUACUUCAGGAGAUGAAGCAGGUGCGAACGGAGCAGGACGAUCUGAACGAAGAACUUGCAGGUCCGCCACGACGAGACCCGUUGGAGCACGAGAAGCAGCGAAUUCACACUCUACUGACACGCAGAGCUGGCUACAUGAAGCAGCUUGGGGAUCUGGACUCUCGUAUCGCUCAAAUUUACAAGCGAACGGCAAUUAUCCAGCGAUCAGAGGCGUCAUUCCUGCCAAUGUUACGGGAAGCCAAGGCAAAAUGCAGUGAAAUCCAAGCACAAGUCGAUUGUAUCGAGAAUAAACGACGCGAUCUUCCAGUGGUGAUGGGUAAUGCCAUUUUCCAGUCUGAACAAAUGCAGAAUUACGCUGUAAAAGAUGCCGAACUUGAAGUUUCUAAAGUUUUUGUAGACCCUACAAAAAUGACGAAUCAAGUCACGAUGGAAAGCAAGUUUGAGAUCUUAAAGAGCGCCGUAACACCUGUGAACGAACACUACAAAAAGGCCAAAACGCAAGCUGUUGAAGCCUGGAAAGUGAGCGAGUUCCGAGCGUUGGCGGAGCAAGAUCUGGACAGUGCGAAAGUUCGGCUCGUCAAGAUCCGAGACCGCUUUGUGGACCUCCAAAACUCGGCACUACGCAGCGAUAUCGUCCAUGCAAUCCAGAAGUAUCAUGUAAACGGCAGCAAACUGCGUCAGUGUAUCUUCCCGUUGAAAGGCUCUAUUGACUGGUGGAGCCACAAAAUACCCAAGAAAUCCAUGGGCUUAACGUACUCCAUGGAACACAAUACUAUAACGCUAGCUGAAGAAGAGACGACAGGGAAGAUCACGGGAUGUGUGCAUCUGCCGAAGCGCUGCUUCUAUAGAAUCGACAUGAACGUCAGCAUCCAGAGGAUAAAUGGCGAACUUGAGUAUUCUCAAGAAAUGUUACAAGAUUCCGACAAAGUUACAGACGACUGGAAACUGUACAUCGGUCCGGAGAUGGAUUCUCUACAGCAUCAUACGUUUCGAGACAUCAGCGGCAAAAUUUUACGAACUGGAGACAUGAGUUUCGAUUUUUCAGGAACUCGCCUUUGCUUCAGCUUGGAGAUCUCCCGCAAAAAAGUCACCGAUCUAAACUGUGGCUACGCUAUCAGUAACAUAGCACGCUAUGAAGAGCGUCUGGAAGAUUUUCGAGAAGAAGAAAACCGUGUGCGUCUUCACCAGAAAGAAAAACAUUUUGUGUCGGAAUUGGUCAAGACGAUGCAUAUGCAGGCCAAGAAGACGAGCAGUCAGAGGGCAACGGAGAUCCUGGAAGAGUUGAUUCGAGUGGAGAGAAGUAGGGCGAAAACGUGGGACUCUACCUUGUUCCAUGGCCAUUCCCAGCGGUUCAAGCGCGCCGAGUACGUGAAGAUGCUGCGAGGUGAGAUCAAGAAGGAGAUUGCUGUUCAAAUCGACUACAGCAUUGCGCUCCGCCAAGGUCGCGUUAGUGAGAGUGACGUGCUACCAAUUGACACUCCAAUCGUUGAGUUGUCUGUAAAGGGGAAGAGAAAAGAAGACUCGAGAAUGGAUUUCCAAGCGCGAAAGUCUGCGCUGAUGGAGCCGAAAAGACUACAAGUGGUGCGAUUCAUGGGCGAUUACUGCAGUUUCAAAUCUCCAAUCGCCACCUCGGAAUUAUACCGGAAAGAAGCCUUAGUCUUGGGCGUAAGAUACGAAUGGCGUGAAGCACGGACGAAGCUCCACGUUAUGCACAAGCUUUGCGGGCCCUUGGAUGCCGAUAAUACGAUGAAGACUGAAUGGCUGCAGUUAGACAACGCCAACGCCGUUUUUUUAGCGAGUUCAUGUGUCCGAGCGCUUCGUCGAAAGCGGAAAGAAGAGGCCGAAGCGCGCGUUCUUGUAUUCGCGAAAGACUGCAAAAUUGAGCAGUUGCAACAAGAGACGAAGAGAAACGUCCAAGAAGAGAACGAAGCUGCGAUUCGAGAGGCCAAAGAGGACGAAAUACUGGCCCAGCAGAUGCAGAACGAACUUUCACGAAGAGAAAAGUUAUUUUACGCUGAUGCCAUUCGACUGACGACCUAUGAUGAGACGAUCUCGUCUCAAAUUGACUUCCAAGUGCAACGCACAUUAAAUGUGCAAGAAUCCAGCACAGUUGAGACCGAGCCCGUCGUCCAGGAAGUUAAAGAGAAUUUUGCCAAACAAUUCGUACAAGGAAAAUUGGCGUUAGUUAAGAAAACGUGGGAAAGAAAGACGAAACGAGUCAGCAACAAGAGAAUUAAGGCGAGAAAGGAGCGCGAGUUCAGGAUUCGACACGAGCAGGAGCUGCUGAACGAGGUCAACGAGUCGAAUGAGCUGCAAUUGGCUGCGUUGAAGAACGAUCAGGAGAAGCGCGCGAAGGAGGAAUUACUCCGUAUCCCGAAUUUUCAACUUGCUGUCGAGCAGAAAUUUCAAUGUGAACAUCUUGAGUUGAAAGCGUGGGGCACGAAAUAUGACUUUGGCUUGAAAUGUAAAAUUUGCGGGAAGGAAAUGUCAAAAUCUUACGACGAUCCAGACCACGCUCGAGGUGGAGAUGCGGAAUUGGAUGAAUAUGUUUUAAAACAUCGAGCACAGACCACAAGCGGCGUGGCGUUCCGAUUCCGAGACGCAGAUCAUCUCCAGAGAGUUGAGAAGGAGCGUCUUCGACUAGAGAAAGAAGCGCGAGCAAUAGAACAAGUCGAGUCGAUUCUAUACGACCGACUGGAUCCAAAAUCCAUCGACGACUUUAACUACCGACACGGCAUCAACCGCGGGACUCUACUGGACAACGUCGACAGUGCAGCUCCGUUGUACCCUCGACUGAUUCAGGAUAUUCACCGAGCGUCUCAUCAAGAUGAAAUUUUGUUCCAUGGACGAUUGCGAAAUUUCAACUUUCGCAUUCAGCAAAUCUUCCAUCAACACGCUCAAUGCACAGAUCGUCUCACGCUACAGGUAGAGUACCGAAAUUUCCUGGCAGAUGCCCAACAUGAAAAUGAGAUUGUCCUCAAUAAAUUGCCACUGAUCGAAGCUGAUCACGCUCGAGCCGAAGCUUUAAUCGCAGAAGACAAAGCAGCUGUGACAAGCUUGGAUGACGCGACCAAGAGACUAAAAGCUGCUCAGAAAGAGCGAGAGUCCGCGUAUUAUGCUAACGAAGGGGUGGAGGAAGAAGCCGAGUUCUCUGAGUCCCAUGCCCCCGCUCUAAUUAGAAGCAGCGAGGAGAUGAAUGCGGUGUAUCAACGACUCCAAAGCGAGCUUGAGUUUGUUAGGGAACAUUUGGGUCCAGCACAGACUCGACUGGACAAGGCUGAGACUCAACGAGACAAAGUGAAUGAGUUAGUGAAUCGUUUGUACUGUCAGACGCAGAACUCGACUCUACGGACCAGAUACGGAUUCGUUAGAGUCGAGUUCUAUCGCACACAAGACAGUUGUGUUGUGGUGACGCCGCUGCAUUGGGAAGCCACGAUAUUCCUCCCUAUCAAUGAGGUUUUAGCCUAUGAAGCCAUCUACAGAGAAGAAGAAACCAUUGCUAUGACACCAUCCAUAGAGAAGACGCAAGAGGAAUCACUGACGAAUGCGAUCUGUCAAGUCGAGUUGGAGUCGCAGUUGGAGUACGAGAUGCACGGACGCAAGGAAACGCUAGAAUCGGCUCGAAACGAGGCGAGGAGGCUUCAGAAACGCGGUCGAUUCUAUGCCUCUCGAGUCCGUAAACCACUCUCCCAACGUCCCAGUCGUCUGGACGCUAAGCGAGUCGCUCGAGCUAGUGAGAAACGCUUAGCGAUGGCUAUGAUCGAGCAGCGAUUACUAGCCAAAGAGCGACAACUACGAGAGCACAGCAAGCAAGAGCGUGACGUUAUCAGUGUGGAAUCUCUCGCCCAAGAAGUGUAUAGAGGGAUAUUAACAGAUACCAUCCAGGAUCUUGGCAGAGAGCACAUCCAGCAAAGCAGACACGAAGCUACAGAGCUGCUACGUGUCAAGGGAAGUGCCGUCGUAGCAGCACAUCAGAACCUCGCUCUAAGUAGCUCAGUGUGCCAGCUUCUAGGCUUCAACCGUCUGUGGAUCGCUCGCAAACAGAAAAAUUCUCUACUCUACUCCACGUGGAGACAAGAACACGCAAAGUUACAGUUAGUUCGAGAAGAGAUGGCGAGACGUCAAGAGCUCCGUCGUCUUGCUGAAGAAGAGCGGCUUCGACUGGAGACUCGACGCAGGGCGAUGCUAGCGGAAGAACGUCGGUGUCGUACGUUUUACGUGGAGGAAAUAGUGCUGUAUGUACAGGAGAGGAAAGCGAUGGCCAAUGCGGAGCUGGAGAUGAGGGAAUAUCUCCGUCUAGUGGAGCUGGAAGUCAUGAAGACGAAAUACGCGAAAAUGGUCGAAGACCGGACUCGAUUCAACGACAAAGCAGCUCGCAGACUGGAGAUCAAACAGGGCAAGAACGAGCAGCAUCGUCUCCAUCGAGAGUGGAGGCAGCUGAAGAGCGAAGACGAAUUAGCGAUGCAGAUCCGAGAGAGCGAACGCGCACAAGCUCUAGCUGCAGCGUUGGAGCGACAAUUCGACAAAUAUCUCGUGGAUCAGAUGGCUCAAGGUAAAAUUUCGGCUGAAAUGGAGGCCAGCGGACUGGCGGAUCGACUUCGGGAAGCUCAGCAAGUUGCGGCGCAGAAACAACGAGAGUUUAAGCUGAAAAUGACGCAGGAACGCAUGAUCGCGAGUGUCGAGACGUUUUACGCGCUCUCUCGUGCUGAAGUGGAGUGGAUGGACGCCAUAGAACGCGCUACCUUCUGGCAACAACGAGCGUCGCUUCUAGAAGAGAAUUUAACGCGCAUGGAGCCUGACCUCAAGCGAAUCAACGAAGAAAAGGAACAUGUCGUCAACGACGCACGGGCCAAGCGAGAAUACGCUGGCAAGUGUAAAAAGCGGAUCCAAGACGCAGAUUCGCGUCUUGCCGAGACGAUUCAUUACAAGGAACGCGCCAGAAUUAGGUACGAACGCGUACACCAACUCAACGCUACGAUCGACUCGGAAGUUCUCCACGGUCGGGUCCAACGCUUCCGUACCGAAUAUUUACGUGAUCGCUUGCAGUCUCAAUACUUCGCGAUGCUGACGGAUUCGCUCAUUCGACGAGCGCUGGUGGAGUGCAGUGAGCGAGAAAUUGGGCGUCUCGAGACGCGAAUUCGAGAAUUAGAACAGGAACGGGUCGUGAAAAGCAAAGAGGUGAGUGUACUGCAGAGGAAGAGACGACGAGCGAUGCGUAUGCGUCUUCGACGAGCGGAAUUGGGUCGAUUGAUGUUCGGUCGCUCUCAACGUCGACUACUGCAGGAAAUGUUCCAGCGAUGGACUAAAAUUUGGUCCGAACGUACACGAGUACGUGCGUCGUUCAAGCUCAAACAUGAAAUUCUGCUCCAGAAGCAGAAACUCGCAGCCACGACGAGCUCUCCGAUACUGAGGAAGCAGAGUCUGCUGCGUGCGAUUAAAGCUGUGAACAUUCCGACCAAACUCUCGAUCAUGCACGACCACCAGAAACGAAUUCUGCAGUGUCGACUGUGUCGUCAGAAGUACUCGGAGGAGCAGAAUAGUUGCUUCUCUUGUGUCUACCACACUGGAGCGUACGAGUUCGCCUGUGCACGAUCCUGUGCGACCCGACAGAGCGCGUCUGCUGCUGUCCCUGCGUCUUGUAUGAUGCACCGAGCCAAGCGUUGGCUAUGCUGCGAUGAGACGGAAGAAGGACGAUACGGCAGUUCAGGCUGUGCGAGACGCUUCCAUCUUCCCGUACGCAAUAAUCCAGAGCUGGAGAGUCUGGUGGAGACUAAGACAAGUCGAGAACUAACAAUUUUGGAUCAAAUCAACCAGCAAUUAUUGGAAUUAAGGGAACGAAACGUAGUAGGGAAGCUUAAAUUCGCAACCAAGUCAGCUGUGUCCAAGAUGGAGCUGCAGCUGGCCAAACAGCGAGCUACAGCUGCCAAGUUCCACACACUUCGCUAG